AUGUGGAUGUUCUUUAUUGCAACAGCACAGCCACACAAUAGAAGAAGCUACGACUCAUCGUAUCCUACAUAUUAUUCAAAAUUGGAUUCACCAAGGGAGGUGCAACCAUCAGACAUAAUUUGUGACGGAAGAGCUAGAACAAGAGCAGGAGCACAAUUGGCUGAGGAAAAUUAUGAUUCAAAUAAUCAAUUACAAGCAGCUGAAAGUGCUGAAAGAGUUGAAAGUACUGAAACAAUCACGUUACCCCACUAUUGCAAAGCACCAGAUACACAUUUUUCCAAACUGUAA
Messenger RNA from Parnassius apollo (apollo), 288 nucleotides. The record is from the annotation of a GenBank genome assembly. Lineage: Eukaryota; Metazoa; Arthropoda; Insecta; Lepidoptera; Papilionidae.